AUGGGGCGUAGUUUGCAACAAUCAACUCGUCUUGGCCAUGUAUUCCCGGUUGACACACAGAAAAAACAGAACGGAAAUUUGGUGGCUUUUGAGGUCAACAAUAAAACUAAAAUGGAAUUUGAACCAGUUAAGAAAAAGAAAAAAAAGUUAAGACAACGAUGGUGUCAUAUUUUAUCAGGUCGACCACAAAAACUUAUUCAUUUUCUACUAGAAGAUUGGCUUUUUUUAGCCGUUCUAGGGAUACUUAUGGCAUGCAUAUCGCUGUUGAUGGACACAUGCACAGAUAAACUUCAGACUUGUCAGUCACACUUUUUGCUGGUGCCUAUAAAUUUACUGAUUUUAGUCACAAGUUUGAAUACGGCAGACAUUUCAGAUCACAUUAAAGCAAUGAAUUUGAUUCCAAAAUCAGAAAGCGAAACCACGUAUACUAUACUACGACUUAUCGUAUGGCUCGUAUAUACAGAGCUUGCUGUUAUAAUAGCAGCUGUUUUUACGCAUUAUGUCGCUCCGCAAGCUAUUGGAUCUGGAAUUCCGGAAAUGAAAACCAUAUUACGUGGUGUAGCAUUAAAGGAGUAUUUGUCGUUUCGAACAUUGAUCUCAAAAGUCGUUGGCUUAACUCUUACUAUUGGUGGUGGAUUCCCAGUUGGGAAAGAGGGACCAUUUGUACAUGUCGGUUCAAUGGUAGCAAAUUUGAUCAGUCGACUGGUUCGAAAUUUUAAGCCAGCAUAUGUAAAUGAGUCAAGAAGUGGAGAACUUUUAGCAGCUGGUUGUGCUGCUGGUGUUGCCUGUACAUUUAUUGCUCCAAUUGGAGGCGAGCUUUUUUUUUUUCAAAAUGUUUUUUUUUUUUGUUUAUCUUUUUUUACCAAAAUUGAAAAAAAUAUUGCUGACAAAGUUAUUCCACAGAUGAAGUUUUGCUUUUACGUACUUGCAAUUAUAGGAGUGCUGUUUUCGAUUGAAGUAACUGCCGUAUAUUUUGCUGUUCGAGACUACUGGAGAGGCUUUUUUGCUGCUUGUUGCGGCUCUGCAGUUUUUUCUCUUCUCCGAAUUUAUACUCGUUCUUCUCAAGUUACUGUGAGCGCUUUCGUACAGACAACAUUUACUAACCGAACAUUCUAUCCAGAAGAACUCUUUUUCUUCGCCCUAAUUGGUCUGUUUUGUGGCUUUACUGGCGCAAUGUUUAUACUGCUUCACCGCCGAGUUGUCCUCUUUUUGCGAAGGAAUAGUGCAAUGAAAUUUCUUUUCCAGAGGAACUAUCUGGUGUACCCAAUUUUUAUUGCUUUAUUUUAUUCCGUCUUAACAUAUCCGAGAUUGAUUGGGAAGCAUAUUAUUGGAGAUCCUGUAUACGGACAUACACUUCGAGAUUUUUUCAUCAACUGCACUUGGCAUUCGGGACAAAAUUCAUUUAUAUCCUGUAGUGAACAGUUAACAUCUCGGUGGAGUACAGACGGUUCAAUUUUCACUAACCUUGGCGUUUUCAUUGUAUCCUUCUUUCUUCUCGACAUCAUAGCCAGUACAUUACCAGUUCCGGCAGGAAUAUUCAUGCCUGCGUUUGUUCUUGGCGGAGCGAUUGGACGGUUUUUUGGUGAGGUGAUAGCAUACAACUUUCCAGACGGUGUUAGAGGAGACCAAAGCAUGCUUGUUUACCCUGGUGUAUACGCUGUAGUCGGAGCAGCGUCGUUUUGUGGUGCAGUAACGCACACAGUUUCCGUAGCUGUUAUUGCUUUUGAGAUAACCGGUCAACUGGUUCACAGCUUACCUGUGAUGAUAGCUGUUAUAAUUGCAAAUAUUGUCUGUUCAUCGUUCCAGCCAUCUUUCUUUGACAGCAUAAUCAAGAUCAAACAUCUUCCAUACCUGCCAGAUAUUCCAAAAUCGACAUCUGAGAUUCACGCUAUAAGAGUUGAGCAAAUAAUGGUUCGAAAUGUGAAAUCGCUGAGUAAAAAAAGCACAUACCGUGAACUUCAAGAUUUGCUUAUUAACAUGCCACGCUUGAAAGCUUUUCCUGUUGUAGAUGACCCAGCUACAAAUGUUUUACUGGGAUCCAUAAAUCGUCAUAUAUUACUACGAAUGUUGGAAACAAAGGUAGGUGAUGACGCCAGAUGUGCCGAAGCAUUAAGAAGAGCUCGAAUUGAAUUGCAAGUUAUUGGUGUGGACGACGAUGUCACAGAGGAGAUUACAAGAGUAUUUACAGCAUUGGCUACAGCAUUGUCAAGCUGAAG
Enterobius vermicularis (human pinworm) is the source of this 2216-nucleotide messenger RNA. NCBI's taxonomy places the organism in Eukaryota, Metazoa, Nematoda, Chromadorea, Rhabditida, Oxyuridae. The record is from the annotation of a GenBank genome assembly.